Messenger RNA from Lactuca saligna, 777 nucleotides. The record is from the annotation of a GenBank genome assembly. NCBI's taxonomy places the organism in Eukaryota, Viridiplantae, Streptophyta, Magnoliopsida, Asterales, Asteraceae.
AUGCUCGGGAUCAUCUACCGAGACCUCAAACCCGAAAACGUUUUAGUUCGUGAAGACGGUCACAUAAUGCUUUCCGACUUCGAUCUCUCUUUACGAUGCGCCGUGAACCCAAAACUAGUCCGAUCAGCUAACCCAACCGUGGACCCCAAGAACUCCAACUACUGCAUCCAACCAUCUUGCGUGGUUCAACCCGCGUGCAUCCAACCCUCAUGUUUCGUCCCCCGAUUCAUGUCCAAAUCCAAAAAAGACAAAAAACCCAAACCCAAAUCCAAACCCAAAACCGAAAUCUACAAUCAAGUCUCACCACUCCCUGAGCUCAUCGCGGAGCCCACAAGCGCCCGCUCCAUGUCAUUCGUCGGGACCCACGAAUACUUAGCCCCGGAAAUCAUUAAAGGCGAAGGACACGGAAGCGCGGUUGACUGGUGGACUUUUGGAAUUUUUUUGUAUGAACUUUUAUACGGGAAAACACCGUUUAAAGGGAACGGAAACCGGGCUACGUUAUUUAAUGUAGUGGGGCAACCGUUGAGGUUUCCGGAUACUCCAGGGGUUAGUUUUGCAGCUAGGGAUUUGAUCAGGGGGUUAUUGGUAAAAGAGCCGCAGCAUAGAUUGGCUUAUAGAAGAGGGGCUACUGAGAUUAAACAACAUCCGUUUUUUCAAAGUGUGAAUUGGGCUUUGAUCCGGUGUGCUACACCGCCGGAUGUUCCUGGGCCGUCGAUGGAAAAUGGAGGGGUGGAUGUGAAGCCUUCGGGGAAUUACUUAGAAAUUGAUUUCUUUUGA